Messenger RNA from Rhododendron vialii, 1551 nucleotides. Its product is annotated as lysM domain-containing GPI-anchored protein 2-like. The coding region runs from base 226 to 1299 and encodes 357 amino acids. The transcript has 5 exons. NCBI's taxonomy places the organism in Eukaryota, Viridiplantae, Streptophyta, Magnoliopsida, Ericales, Ericaceae. The record is from RefSeq and is a predicted model, not a curated record.
GACACAAUUGUCUCCAGAAUUAUGUUGUACUAAGAUUGUGCUCCUAGACUCAGAAUUUACUCAUCCUCUGUUCACCAAUCACCCUUGCCUUCCACACUCCCCCCAAAACUCCCCCUCACUAAAACCCCCCACAUAUAUUUACCCUUUCUCCGAAAGUGUCCAAAAUUCCACCACUCUUUCCCUUUCUGAAGGUAUCUAAAAAAUCCCUCUUCAAAGCUAGUAGUAAUGGGUUUCACCACGGCGGUGCUACCCGUCCUGUCCUUCUACUUGGUGGCCGCCUUUACAUUAACGCCGACAGCAGCCCAAUUCGCAUGCAACUCCACGGGCGCCACCUGCAACGGCCUGGUAGGCUACGCGUCCCCGAACGCCACCACGCUGGGCCACAUCAAGAGCCUGUUCGGUAUCAAGAACCUCCGCAACCUCCUCGGCGCCAACGGCCUCAAUCUCUCCACCCCUUCCACCCACCCCGUCGCCGCCAACGAGACCCUCCAAAUCCCCUUCGGGUGCCUCUGCCGCAACGGGACCGGGCUCCCCCGGAGCCACCGCCCGGCAUACACGGUGGUCCCAGGCGACGGACUGUACCACAUCGCGGCGGAAGUUUUUGCCGGGCUGGUGACAUACCAGCAGAUCCAGGCUGUUAAUAACAUAUCGAAUGCGGAUAAGAUUAAUGUGGGGGAGGAUCUCUGGAUCCCACUGCCGUGUAGCUGUGAUGAGGUGGGUGGAGAGAGAGUCGUUCAUUAUGGGUACGUGGUGCCAGGUGGGGCCACGUUGGAGGAGAUUGCACAGGAGUAUAAUACGACACAGGAUACACUUCUCGCCCUCAAUGGUCUGGCUUCUCCUAAAGAUCUCUUGGCUGGUGCUGUUCUUGAUGUUCCACUUCAAGCUUGUACGUCAAUGGUGGGAAAUAACUCAUUUGACUACCCUUUACUCGUCUGUAAUGGCACCUACAUCUUUACUGCUGGCAACUGUGUGAUGUGCACGUGCGACGCAGCAAACAACUGGACGUUACAAUGUGUGCCGUCCCAAGUUAAAUCAAACCUCUGGAAGACGUGCCCUUCUAUGCAAUGUGAAGGUGCAGAAAGCUUGUACAUUGGAAACACCACAACUUCAAGUUGUAAUCGCACUUCUUGUGCCUAUGCUGGUUACAAUAACCAAACGAUCUUCACAACCGUUUCCACUGAGUCCACUUGUCCAGUUUCGGCGAAUAAUGCUCAAAAGUUGAGUUUGCAAGGUUGGAGUUGGAGUUACCUUCUCAUCUCCAUCCACUUGGUAGUGCUCUGUAGUCGUUUGAUUAACUGAGAUGUUCAUAUAUUUGUAUAAAUAUCACAGUUUUUGCCUUUUUAGUAGCGAUGAGGGUGAUUGUUUCCAUCUCAUGUACCUGUUUCAUGGAUCGAUGUUUGUAAGUUAGGCCUAGCAAAACAAAUACGGAAAAUGUAACCGUGCUUCAAGAGUUGUAUUGACAUUUUGAAAGUCAUUGUACGAAGUUACUUGGUUUCAUUUACAAAACCGUAUUUUCCUGUUAUUAAAUCUCGAACUUACUGCUUUGAGAUC